Molecule: messenger RNA, 1695 nt
Organism: Penicillium cataractarum
Lineage: Eukaryota; Fungi; Ascomycota; Eurotiomycetes; Eurotiales; Aspergillaceae
Product: putative MFS transporter
Exons: 1
Coding region: 1-1695 (564 amino acids)
Biological process (GO): transmembrane transport
Cellular component (GO): membrane
Molecular function (GO): transmembrane transporter activity
Source: RefSeq, a predicted model, not a curated record
AUGAACACUGAGACCAAAUCGGCUGAAGUCACAGUAGGUGGCGAUUCGCCAGGUCAUAAAGGGGAUGCCGAUGGUUUGGUGGAACCCUCUCAACAAGGAGAGCAGACAUCGCUGCUACGAAGACUUCUUUUCCCUUCGAGCAGGGCCGACAACCCGGACGCAAUCGCGACCGUUCGAAGCGUUUUUGACGAUCCGUUGCUUGCCAAAUACUACCAACCACAUCCCGAGUACGAAAACUUUGCCCACUUUGACCCUAGUGUCAGGUGGACCUACCGCGAGGAAACCGCAGUCCGACGCAAAACCGAUUGGAAGGUGCUUUUGUGGAUCUUGGUGAUGUUCUUCGGGCUGAAUCUUGAUCGAGGAAAUUUGUCCAACGCUGCCGCAGAUAAUCUCCUCGAUGAUUUGCACCUCACCACCAACGAUUACAACAAUGCGCAAAACAUGUAUCGGAUUGGAUUCCUCAUUGCCGAAAUCCCGUCCCAAAUGAUCGGCAAACGACUUGGUCCCGACCGCUGGAUACCAAUCCAGAUCAUUCUGUGGAGUUUAGCAUCCGGUGGUCAAUUCUUCAUGCAGAACCGGGCUGGUUUCUUUGCGUGUCGCUUCUUUAUUGGUCUAUUCAUGGGUGGAUUCAUUCCUGACUCCAUCCUUUACUUAUCCUAUUUCUACACCAAGUCAGAGAUGCCAUUCCGGCUCGCACUGUUCUGGUUCGUCGACUCUAUGUCUGGAGUGAUUGCCUCUUUUAUUGCAUACGGCGUCCUGCACAUGAGAGGCGUUGACGGCCGGGAAGGGUGGAGAUGGCUUUUUCUCAUUGAGGCACUUAUCAGCAUUGUUAUCGGCUUCUUGAGCUUUCUCUUCCUUGUGCCUGGCCCUACACAAACUAAGACAUGGUGGAAUCCGAAGGGGUACUUCUCAGAAAAGGAAGAGAGGAUCAUUGUUAAUCGUGUGCUUCGGGAUGACCCGUCCAAGGGGGAUAUGCAUAACCGCCAAGGGCUGUCACUGAAAAUGCUCUGGCAGAGUCUGAAAGACUAUGAUCUUUGGCCCAUAUAUGCAAUUGGUUUAUUGUUCGAAAUUCCAACAGCGCCACCGAAGACAUACCUUACACUCUCACUGAAGGCCAUCGGGUUUAGCACAUUCCAGACCACGUUACUCUCGAUUCCGGUGACUGUUUUCGCGUCCAUCAAUCUUCUCCUUGUCACGGAGCUGACGGAGCGGUUCCAUCAAAUCUCUAUCAUUGGUCUCUUUACUCAACUAUGGUCUCUGCCAUUGCUUAUCGUUCUAUACACCUCUUCCGGAGCUUUAUCUAAUUGGGGCUUGUAUGCGGUAACAUUUGUCUUACUCGGUUGGCCCUCGCCACAUGCGGCACACGUUGGGUGGUGUUCACGUUUGAGCAAUACGGUUCGAACCCGGACCGUGAGUGCUGCAUUAUACAACAUCACCAUCCAACUUUCGGGUAUCGCAUCAUCAAAUAUAUAUCGCGCCGAUGACAAACCCCUCUACCGACGUGGUAAUAAACAGCUUAUCGCCAUCAAUGUUGCUACUGUUGUGUUGUAUGCUCUGGCAAAAGCGUACUACGUGCGCAGGAAUCAAUGGAAAAAGGCUCACUGGGAAAAGCUGAGCCCUGAGGAAAAGGCUGCUUAUUUGGAGACUACCACCGAUCGAGGCAAUAAACGAUUGGACUUUUUAUUUGAUCACUAG